GCGCUCCGGAGCGACGAAUUCCUUCAGCACGCGCGGAACGUUCGCAGAACGAUUGAAGAGCGGUUUAAACUCCAGAGCGGUUCGCCUGUCCUCCGUGAAGCACGCGCCGAGAGGACCACUUGCGUUUAUUCACACAGACGUCUAAAUCUAAAUCGGCUUGCAGAAAUGGCUGAACCAGACGUGAACCCUAAAGCUUAUCCUCUGGCCGACGCCACUCUCACCAAAACCAUCCUGGACCUGGUUCAACAAGCGGCCAAUUACAAACAGCUGAGAAAAGGGGCCAACGAAGCCACCAAAACCCUGAACCGUGGCAUCGCGGAGUUCAUCGUGAUGGCAGCCGACGCCGAACCUCUGGAGAUCAUCCUUCACCUCCCUCUGCUGUGCGAGGACAAGAACGUCCCGUACGUGUUUGUGCGCUCCAAGCAGGCCUUGGGCCGCGCGUGCGGGGUGUCCCGGCCCGUCAUCGCCACCUCCGUCACCAUCAAAGAGGGCUCUCAGCUCAAGCCUCAGAUUCAGUCGGUGCAGAUGGCCAUUGAGAGGCUGCUGGUCUGAGAAGUCUUCCGCGCCUGUCGUCUAUUAGCGUUUUAAUUCUCAACUUGAUUUUGUUUUGUGUACGUUAAGUUUUAAAGCGUUUACUUGUCACUUUCUUAUUUUGCCACCGGACGAGCUCGUGUACAUUUCUAUUGCGGAUUGAUAAUGUUUUUUUCUUUUAAGUAUGAGAAUUCAGUUUGACAUGGUAAACAUUUAAAAUUAUGAAGUUAUAUAUAGCGAUCGUUGUACAGACUUGUAAUAAAACACAAAAUCCAGGA
Puntigrus tetrazona (Sumatra barb) is the source of this 809-nucleotide messenger RNA. It is a transcript of the gene snu13a, whose product is annotated as SNU13 homolog, small nuclear ribonucleoprotein a (U4/U6.U5). The record is from RefSeq and is a predicted model, not a curated record. Gene Ontology annotation, molecular function: RNA binding. Gene Ontology annotation, biological process: maturation of SSU-rRNA; mRNA splicing, via spliceosome; ribosome biogenesis. Bases 166 to 552 code for a protein of 128 amino acids. Lineage: Eukaryota; Metazoa; Chordata; Actinopteri; Cypriniformes; Cyprinidae. The transcript has 3 exons. Gene Ontology annotation, cellular component: nucleolus; box C/D methylation guide snoRNP complex; precatalytic spliceosome.